AUGUCAAAUUCUAACAAUAUUGAAAUUGAUGAAUUGGAAAUAAAUAACAAGAGAAAACCAAUCCGAAUAUUAACACCAAAAGAAAUUAGUAAAGCUUUUCGUAUAAUGGCGUCUAGAAAAGCAGAAAGACAAGUUAGAGGAAGAUACAGGAGAAGAUCUUUAACAAGAGUUUUUUGGUUUAUAAUGUUCAUGCUUGUAUUCUUAUCGUUAAUGGGUGCUGGAAUUGGUGGAAAGUUAGAAAACGUAAGUACUUGGCAAAGGUGGCCAGAAUUCAUGACUUUCACUAUAUUAUUUACUGUAGUGAUGUAUGUUUAUUAUAAGAUAUCAGAAGUAAUUCGAUGGUGUUUUUAUUGGUUAGCAAUUGCAACUAUAUUUCUUUUGAUUAUGAAUCGUGGUUCACUUAUCAAUAAUGUCGGUACAGGAUUUGCGUCAACUGUUGAAACACGAAUUAUAUUAAUUGUUUUAGCAUUUGUUGAAUCAUUGACAUUAUUGACUUGGAUUAUAAUUAGAUUUGUUUAUCCAAAGAUUAUAAAGGAUGCUAAUUGGCUGGACACUAUAUGGUGGUGGAGGGUUAAAAGUGCUGAUAUUAAGGAUCUAGAAGGCACAAAUGUUGGAUGUUUUAGGUAUUUUGCUUGGGAAAGCUAUAGUCUUUUGUUUAGACAUGGUGUUGUCACUUAUGUUGGAGAAGUGGAUGAUGAUGGUCAACCACAUGGAUGUGGUGAAUGGGUUGAUGAUUCGUUUGAUGGUGAAUGUUUAGUAGGUAUUUGGGAACAUGGUGUUCCAAUUGGUCCAUUUCAAUCAAGAGGAUCUGGAACUGGUGACGCAUUUCAUUCAGUUAGAGUGGGCCUUGUUAAAAAAAGGAAUAUACUUUGGGAUGAAUGGCGGUUUUAUCCAAAACCAUAUCAAGCCGGUUUAGAUUAUGUCGUAUCGUCGGUUGAAUGUUCUGUGUCAGGAAAAUAUUUGAAACAACUGCCUCGUGCCACUUUAAUUAAUCCUCCAAAGUCACGCGCUUCUGUUGAAAGCGAUCUUGAAUCUCGUAAAAACACGAUAGAGAAUUGCCUAGAGGAUUUGUUCACCUUUUCUGAUGCAAUGUGUACUGGCUCUGAUGUUGAUGGGUCAUCACAUUCUUCGGUUUUGAUAAGGCUUGAAGAUAAAGGUUUCUUCAAUAUUAUUGGAUAUACUCCUUCAAAUGAAUUAACUUCCAGAGAUGAAAUAAUAAUUAGGAAGCCAUUUUCAUCGUCACCAAUAAAUCAACAUGCAUCUCACAAUGUCAUACAGGAAUGCAUAAUAUUUAUUCAUGGUUUUAAUUGUCCACCAAAAUUUGCCACGGAAACAUUCGGCCAAUUUCUUGCUUUAGCAGAUUUUCCUAAUUACAUAAAGCCAUUCGUAUUUAGUCCUUCUGGUUCAAAUUCCUUUUGGUAUUGGGAAGCACAAAAACAAGGACUAAUUGAAGAAGUGGUUAAUGACUUUAAAACAUUUUUAUUAGAUCUUCGUGAUUCAGGAUUUUCUGCUGUACACAUAUUAAGUCAUUCGAUGGGAUGUAAACUUUUACUAAAUUAUGUGAAAGCAUUUGAUGAGAUUUUUCAAAUAAGACAUAAAAGAAGUGGUGGCAAUACCUCAAAUACAUUUAAAGAAAAAUCAAUUUCAAUAGAUGUAGAAAGUCAGACAAUAUCUUUAUCAAGUGAUGCUCAACAAACGCCAUCACCAUCAACAAUAACGACAAAAAAGAUGAAAUUAUCAAGUAUCACGUUGUUAAAUCCUGAUACGUCAUUAUCACAAUUCGUCAAUGCUGAUUAUCAACAGAUUUCCAAGUAUUGUAACCAUAUAACUGUUUACACAAAUAGACGAGAUUUUGCGUUACGUGUACGCGAAUUCAUGUCCAAAGAAAAAUCUUUGGGUCGACAUACUAGUAGUGAUUUAUAUUUGGAAGGAAAAUUGUUAAAUAUUGAUUUGAUUGAUACAACCCAAUUGGACGUUAAUAUACACAAGUUAAGACACAAUUUUUUUAAUUUGAAUCGCAUAUUAGUCGAUGAUUUGUGUGACAUUAUUGUGUCAGGUAGAAAAGCUAAUGAACGUAAAAGUAGACUAAAUAUAAAGUUGCAUGGUGUUUCCAAGGAAGGCAUCGUUUAUACUUUCCUAGUUGCACCCAGUUAUGUUAAGAAAGUUAAGAAAUGGUUAAAUGAAUGGUAUAGUAAUCUUCACAGUCGAUACAUUGAUAUCGUUUCUGAUUACGGAGGUAGUGAGUUGUUUGUGUUAGAAGGUGAUAGUCUUCUAUUUAAAAUUUUAUAUGAUCCAAAAACAAAUCUUCUUGAUUUUGGUAAAGAAUUUAGCGGCGGUCAGUUUUUAGCCCUAACAUUCUUAGUUGAAUCUUUUCUAAAGCAGCUGAAAGAUCGCGAAUGUGUUUUUCAUAUUAUAUUUUUUGAUCAACACAAAUGUAUUUGGAAUAAUAAUCCAAAAUUACUUUUGGCAAGAGAAAUUAUAAUUGAUCAUCUAAAAUCAUAUAAGGCAAAUGUUAAUAUUCCAAUAUUUAAAUUUGAUAAUUGGUGGGACGAAGAUUGGAGAGAUUAUAUAAACGACAGACAACCGUUGUUUAUUCUUUGUGAUUCACGUGCAAGUGCUUUUGUUGCCGAUCGUGGAGGAAACAUAAAAAUGAACGCCAAGAUUGAGCAAAUAAUUCAAGUAAUAGUAGAGGUAUGCGAAGCAUCUAUUAAAAUAUUUGACGAAAAGAAUAGUUGGAUGAAAGGAUCCGUUUUAUCUUUUGAAUUUCCGUUAUUGGAUGAUUUAUUAUUAUCAAAAGAAACGGAAAAGAUUUUUCAUGAUGGAGGAAAGAGAAUGGUGCUCGUGAUUCUUUCGCUAGUUGGAGUUUUAAGUACAAGCAAAAGACCCGAAUACAUUCAACUUGCAAGAUUAUUUUUAUUACAUAUUUUCAUCUUGGAUUAUCUUCCAUUAAAGUACAGGGCAGCGCCACCACCACCGCCUUUUGAUGAUGAAUCAGAAGAAAAUAGAUUCAUGAAGGAGUUUUAUAAAUUCUCUGCAAAAGCUUUAUUGAGUGAUGGUUUUAAAGAAAUAACCAAUAGUAUAGCCGAUUUAAGAAGUAAUCUUGGUGACUUUAUCGAUGGUAUAAUAUUUGCAUCUUUAAUAAGAUUACAAAACAAUGGAAAAUUUAGCUUUCCCCGGGAAAUUAAAAAUGAUUUCGAUGUUGCGUGGAGAUUGAUAAUGGAUUUGUGUAUGAUGAAAGGACACGAUUUUUCAAAUGAUGAAAAUCACCUUUUAAAUGAUAAAGAAUAUUUAACGAUAGUGACAUCGAACGCAACAAAUGUUCAUGAACAAACAACAACUUUACUUCCAUUUAAUUUUCCAUUUUUUGAAAAAUAUUUAGGUAAUAUGCAAUUGAAUCUUUCCGAAAAUUCGAGUUUAGAGAUAGAUCAUGGACAUUAUGGAAAUAUUGGAAAUAUACCAUUUCACGAUAUUUAUCAUUGGCAUAAAAAAAGAUUAAUAGAUGCUCCAGAACCUGUUAAAGAUAGUUUAAGAGAUUACCAAAAAUAUGUAAGUUUCAUGAAUAAAUAUGCCUUAUCCUUAAACGGGACUCAAGGUUUUUAUAGUAUAAAAAUAAUCAAAAAAAAUUCGGGAAAAGAGUAUAAACAAUCUAAUAAAGCAAAAGAGUUGAUAGAAGAUAUAAACAAAAAAAAAAUGAUUGAAAAAUUUAAGAUUUCUGAAAAUAUCCUUGAUAAAGUUAUAAAAGAAUCAAAAGGUAUGAUGAAUGAUAAAAUAUUGGAAUCUUUGGAUAAUAUGAUUUUGAAAAAAGAUAAGUUCCAGCACCCUAUUUCAUUAUUACGUGUACAUUUUUAUAAGUUAAAAGUUUUGCUUGAUUUAUGGACAGAAUAUUGUAAAUAUUAUACCAAAAGCCAUCAUAAAAAAGAAUAUUGGUCAAAAUUUCCUGUAAAUAUAUUUCGUCAAAUAUUUUUCAUUGCUCAAAAUUUUACAUUCAUAUUGAGUGAAAAUGAAGAGAGAAAAGAAAGAUUGAUAGAAAUUUUAAAUAGACUUGGAUUACAUGAUUCGGCUCUUAAUGUUAACACAACCGACGCACGAUUUCAAAUGAUUUACGCCGGUCAUUUAAUGGAUCGAAACACAAAUUCAAAAGAUGACAAGAGAGUCCCAAAUUUUAAGCCAGAUGGGUGGCAAUGUGAAGUGUUAGAUGUAAUCGACAGAAAUGAGUCAGCACUGGUAUGUUGUCCCACUUCAUCGGGGAAAACCUUCAUAUCUUUUUAUGCUAUGAAAAAGUGCUUAGAAAUGAUGAUGAUGGUCAGUCUAUUAAUAUAUGUUGCACCUACAAAAACGCUGGUUAAUCAAAUUGCUGCAGAAGUGUACGGACGAUUUACAAAGGAUUACGCUCAUGGUGACCGAAGUGUGUGGGGAAUUUACACCAGAGAUUAUCGACACAACCAUGAUAAAUGCCAGAUUUUAAUUACUGUGCCACAAAUAUUGGAAAUCUUACUUUUAUCACCAUCAAAAUAUGACGGUUGGGUCAAAAGAAUUCGUAGAAUUAUAUUUGAUGAAGUUCACUGUAUUGGUGAAAUGGAUGGCGGCAGUGUUUGGGAACAUCUUUUACUAUUAUCUCAAUGUCCAAUAUUGGCUUUAUCGGCCACAAUUGGAAACCCGAGGGAUUUUAAGAAUUGGAUUGCUAAAGCGCAAGAAAAGCGUGGUUAUAAAAUGCAUUUAAUUAUAACAACAAAGAGAUUUUCAGAUUUAAAACAAUAUGUAUAUAUUCCAAAAUUUCCUAUAAAGCCUUUAACUGAUUACAUAACUAAAUCGGAUAAAUCAUCACAACAAAACAGCAUAUUUCCUAUUCACCCUUUUUUCCAAAUGCCUACCGAGCUUGUUGCAGAAAAUGGGCUUUCCAGGGAUCUAAGGCUUAUUCCAUCACAAUGUAUAGAACUUUGGGAUGCAAUAAAAAAUAGAGUUGGUGAUGAUGUACCUGAUGAUUUGAAGAAAUUGGAUCCUGAUGAAUAUUUUACAAAAAUAGGAUAUAUUGUUAAGGAUGACGCAGAUAGAUAUGAAAAAGAGCUUAAAGAAAUAUUUGAAUCUUGGGCGAAAGAUAAAUCCAAGAAACAACUGAUUAAAAAUAUUGUAUCUGAUCUUAGUAAAUAUAUCAGGGAAAAAUUUAAAGUGUUAGAAGAAACAGCAAAAGCAAAAAUUAUUGUUGAUCAUGAAACAAACAAACAAAGAGAAUGCUCUAUUGAUCCUUAUAGCGAUCUGUUUAUUAAAAAUACCAUUAUUCAAUUAUUGUUUGAAUUGUCGGCACAAGAAAAAUUACCUGCCAUUUUAUUUCAUUUUGAUCGAAGGGGCUGUAAUGAUCUAGCACUUUCUGUUUUAGAUCAAUUAGAACGAGCAGAGAAGUCUAAAAGAGAAAAUGACACUGAAUAUCAAAUUAAAAAGAAAGCCGCUAUUGCACAAAAAAAAGUACUUGAUAAGGCAAACAAAAAGAAUCAUGACAAUCGUUUAUCAUCACAAGAACUUAAAGAUUUAAUUCGAUCAAAAACAAAAAAUAAACCAAUAGGAGAUUUAAUGGGAAAAUUAUUAAGAGCACUAGAAAGAGGCAUAGGAGUUCAUCACAGUGGCCUUUCAAAAAAAUAUCUUCAACUUGUUGAGAUCUUGUUUCGACGCAAACAUUUAAGAGUAGUUAUAGCAACUGGCACACUAGCACUUGGUAUUAAUAUGCCAUGUAGAACAGCAGUAUUCUGCGGAGAUUCUGUAUUUUUGACAGCGCUUCAAUAUCGACAAAUGUCUGGUAGAAGUGGCAGAAGAGGAUUUGAUUCAUUUGGCAAUAUAGUUUUUUAUGCGAUUACCUCAGCAAAAAUUACAAGAUUAUUUAUGUCUGGGUUACCAAAAUUAACUGGCCAUUUUCCAUUAACAACAACCUUAGUUUUGAGAAGUUGUAAUUUGUUGACGCAAGCAAUAGAUAAAAAUUAUGCAGAAAAAGCAAUAUCGGGAUUACUUGGCGAGUCAUUUUUUUGUUUGGGCAAAGAGCAUUUAUCCGAACAGAUUAAACAUCAUUUACGUUUUUCGAUUGAAUAUCUGAUGAGAGAAAGUUUAUUGGAUAAGAAUGGCCAACUUAUUAACUUGGCGGGAAUUGCCACGCAUUUAUAUUAUACAGAACCUAGUAACCUUGCAUUUGCUGUAUUAUUUAAGCAUGGCACAUUUCAUGAAAUAUGUGAAGGUCUUAUAGAAGGUUCGCCUAGCUCUCUUAGCAACAAAGUGAUGAAUGAUCUUAUGCUUGUUAUGGCAUGUUUAUUUAAGAGAAUAAAAUUACGAAAUAUAUCUCAUAAAUAUUAUAAAGAGCAGUUAAGAAAAUAUCCUUCUAAAAUAUUUUUGCCACCAUUACCUGAGAAAAUAAAACGUGUCUUGGAAGAACAUAAUAAUCGUGUUUUAAAUAUUUAUACCGAAUAUGUGGCAACAUUUGCUAAACAAAAAUACUCAGACUUAGGCUUUGACGAUAUGUUGCCAUUAUCAAAACUCAAAACUUCAUCACGUGAAUUUCCAGAAUCAACGAUAACAACUGAUCCUUUAUUUUCUUAUUUGAAAUCUAUUGCAAUUCCAUAUUUUGCCAGAUCACCUUUUAUGGCUAUGUCUGGUUCAAUAGGAGAUAAGUUUUCCAGCAUAUAUGAUCUGUCUAAUCAUAUUCAUAGCAAAAUCUAUAUUGAUUCCUAUAGUAUUCCUUACGUUGAGACUGAUAUAGAAUUAAAUGCAUAUUUGUGUGAUUUUUUUAGUCAUGGGCAACCAGAGACACUUAUAAAUGCAAACGGAAUUAGGCCCGGUGAAGUCUGGCAGAAAGGUACACAAUCAUUUACAAGAGCAACAACUAUGGAGGCUAUUAAAUUUGGAACAAAACUUGCAAUUGGCACACAGAUUUUACUGGAAUAUGCAGAUGAGAUUCUUUCUUUUGAAACAAAACCAGGAACAAACGAUAUAAAUUACUGGCGAAUAUAUGAGAAAACAGGAACUCAAGGAACAGUUAAAGCUGUUAUCAGGGCAGUUCCUGUAGCAGUGCUAAAACCAAUGAUUGGUACAUCUGAAACAGUUUCUAAAACAUUGCUUGGAUUAAUGAUCCAACCAAAAGAUCACAAAUGGAGAGUGCAAGUGUUGUUGAUUUUUUUUGUUGUCAAAUUUUAA
Molecule: messenger RNA, 7170 nt
Organism: Entrophospora sp. SA101
Lineage: Eukaryota; Fungi; Glomeromycota; Glomeromycetes; Entrophosporales; Entrophosporaceae
Source: the annotation of a GenBank genome assembly